Molecule: messenger RNA, 781 nt
Organism: Protopterus annectens (West African lungfish)
Lineage: Eukaryota; Metazoa; Chordata; Ceratodontiformes; Protopteridae
Product: ubiquitin-like protein FUBI
Exons: 5
Coding region: 271-672 (133 amino acids)
Biological process (GO): translation
Cellular component (GO): ribosome; cytosolic small ribosomal subunit
Molecular function (GO): protein binding; structural constituent of ribosome
Source: RefSeq, a predicted model, not a curated record
GACCUCAACCCAGAAUCGAACCAUGUAACCUCUUCUUGUGAAACAAAAACACUAAAGAACCUUCGCAAUCACGCCGUUUACAGUGAAACGCAGAAACACUUCAUUGGUGAAAAGUUACAAGCCACUUCCCACCUCAUCUGUCCACUGCGCCUGUCUUACCAGUGAGCGUAUAAAAACGUUUCUUGAGACGGAAGUGUUUUUCCAAGUUGUAUACGAAAAUAAUUGUAGAAAAGAGGUUUGAAGACCGUUUUAAACGUCGCUUGAGUCACCAUGCAACUCCUCGUGCGAGCACAAAAUGGGCAUGUUUUAAAUAUUACUGGCCAGGAGACUGUCCUGGAUAUUAAGGCUAUGAUCGAAGUCUUGGAAGGCCUAGCUGUUGAUGAUCAGUUGAUUAUGCUGGCUGGUACCCCACUGGAAGAUGAUGUGAUUGUUGGCCAAUUUGAUACUGGUGAGAACUUCAGCUUGGAUGUAUCUGUCCGAAUGCUGGGUGGCAAGGUCCAUGGUUCACUCGCCCGAGCUGGAAAAGUCAGAGGUCAGACUCCAAAGGUAGCAAAACAAGAAAAGAAGAAAAAGAAGACAGGCCGUGCAAAGAGACGCAUGCAAUACAAUCGUCGUUUUGUGAAUGUUGUUCCAACGUUUGGCAAGAAGAAAGGGCCAAAUGCUAAUUCAUAACAUUUUUGAUGUAACAUUUUAUUAUGUUGUCUAAUCUUUUUCCAGAGUUUGCAGAAUAGAAUAUUUUCUGACUUAUACUAGAGCACAAUAAAUUGUUUGCAUGCCUUUG